UUCAUGGUUUUGCCAGCCCGGGAAUUGGUUGCAUAAGCCCCUCUUCUCUCGCUUGCUUCCUUGAAGGGCAGCAGGGACAAUGCAAGAAAGUACGCGGAUCCCUGCAAGGAGCGCAGGAUUCGCUGCGCUCCUUUGGAAUCUUCCCACGGCGGCCCGCUUUUCCGAGUCCAGCCCUUUGCAGUAUCAUCCUGCCCAGUUAUUCCAGGCUGAUCCCGUUGAUUUCAACGUGAGUGGAGUCCUUCUGCAUAGGACUGCCCUGCCCCUCCCACGCGACAAGUAGCCUGGCUAGAGAGGUGAAGGCUCAGUGGGAAGCCCCUUCCAUUCUCCGACCCAAGACAGGAAUGUAAGGGGGUGGCUGCCACCCAUAAGAGUUUCCUGGGCGCGUCUCUUAGCGUUGGACUGUUUAGAGCCCAAUUGCUGUGGGCGUAGAGCAAGUGUUUUGGCUUCACAUCUGUAAUAAUGACUAGGACAGUAAAAGAAAAUAUUGAGCUUCAGAUGUCAGAACUAGAAAUGCUUUUUUCCAUGUUCCCAAAUAAAGGCGAAAUUACCCUUCAGGAUGAUAACACUUUUCUUAAUGUUCAGCAGUACCUGAAUAAUACUAGUGAAGCUCUGCCACAUAAGACUGAAUAUAUAGUUGCUGUUGCCAUUGACGAAUCAAAGGAAAGAGUAAAUUUGCAGGUAACCUUGCCUUAUGACUAUCCUCAUGUAGCACCACAGCUUUUUGCAAGAUCAAAUGCUCUAGAUAGGCAGCAACAACUGCAACUCAAUAAGGAUCUUGCUUCUUACAUUGCUUCUUUGGAGUCUGAUGAACUCUGCAUAUGGACAGCUGUGCAGUGGCUACAAGAAAACAGCUCACCCUAUUUAGAAAACAGCAAAUUGUCCUCUUCAAGAGAAUCAAAAGAAAAAGUAGCUAAAACAUUCUUUAAUCGAAUGUGGAUUUACAGCCAUCACAUAUACAGGCAAGAAUUGAGGAAAAAGAUCUUUGACUGCGCAAAGAAAUUAAAUCUGACUGGUUUCUGUUUAACUGGAAAACCUGGGAUCAUUUGUGUGGAAGGCGUCAAAGAGAAUUGUGAAGAAUUUUGGCAUGUCAUUAGAUACCCAAACUGGAAACACAUUUCCUGCAAGCAUGUUGAGAGUGCAGAGACUGAAGGAAACGAAGAUCACCUACGUCGUUUUCAUGGUUUUGAAGAUUUACAGUUUCAAGCACAUGGUGAUUAUGGACUGAGGAAUGACUAUCACAUGGAUCUUGGUCAGUUCCUAGAAUUCCUGAAGGAGCAUCAAAGUGAACAUAUAUUUCAGAUCUUGUUUGGAAUUGAAGGAAAAUCUUCUGAUAAUUAAUAAAGAAUCUUGUGUAUUUAA
Molecule: messenger RNA, 1359 nt
Organism: Heteronotia binoei (common prickly gecko)
Lineage: Eukaryota; Metazoa; Chordata; Lepidosauria; Squamata; Gekkonidae
Gene: RWDD2A
Product: RWD domain containing 2A
Exons: 3
Coding region: 460-1338 (292 amino acids)
Molecular function (GO): protein binding
Source: RefSeq, a predicted model, not a curated record